Molecule: messenger RNA, 1279 nt
Organism: Daldinia caldariorum
Lineage: Eukaryota; Fungi; Ascomycota; Sordariomycetes; Xylariales; Hypoxylaceae
Product: mitochondrial carrier
Exons: 2
Coding region: 99-1100 (333 amino acids)
Biological process (GO): transmembrane transport
Molecular function (GO): oxoglutarate:malate antiporter activity
Source: RefSeq, a predicted model, not a curated record
CCACCUUUCUGUGGUCAUUCCCAGAGUUUAAACGGGUCUUAGCUUUGUAUCUAUACCAUUUCUUCGAUUCCCUGCCAUCUUACCUCUCAGCUGGAAUUAUGAGUUCCAACACCUUCAAGCAAGCCGCCGAAGCAGCACGAUCCAAGACGUCCGCCAUGAAUAAACAAAGCUCGGAGGCAGUUUCUGCCGUAAAAAACGAUUUCUUACACACACCUGUUAUGCGGGCUGCCCUUCCCUUUAUUAACGGCGGCAUUUCUGGAAUGGUUGCGACCAUUGUUAUCCAGCCCAUAGACAUGAUCAAGGUCAGAUUGCAACUCGCUGGCGAGGGUGGUACUACUGGACCAAGGCCUUCUCCAUUAUCCGUCACGAAGGACAUUAUUGCACAAGGCAAGGCUCUUGACUUAUACACUGGUCUUUCAGCUGGUCUCCUUCGCCAGGCAGUGUAUACUACAGCGAGACUGGGCUUCUUCGACACGUUUCUAAAGGGCCUAUCAGCACGUGCCAAGGCGAAGGGUAGAGACGUUACCUUUGUUGAACGAGCGAGUGCUGGCCUCGCGGCCGGUGGAAUAGCGGCCUUUAUCGGAAACCCUGCCGAUCUCGCGCUUAUUCGAAUGCAAUCGGAUGGUCUCAAGCCUGUCGCGGAACGGAAGAACUACAAAUCAGUUAUUGAUGCGUUAUCGUCGAUCGUCAAAUCCGAAGGCGUCACCGCUUUAUGGUCCGGUGCGACACCGACGGUAGCACGGGCUAUGGCACUUAACGUGGGUCAACUGGCAUUCUUUUCAGAGGCUAAGGCGCAGCUCAAAGCGCACACCCAGUGGUCGCCUCUGUCGCAAACACUAACGGCCAGUGCUAUCGCGGGAUUUUUUGCUUCAUUCCUUAGUCUGCCCUUUGACUUCGUAAAGACGAGAUUGCAGAAGCAGCACCGCGGUCCGGAUGGCAAACUUCCAUAUCGAAGCAUGACAGACUGCUUCAUCAAGGUGGCCAAACAGGAAGGUCUCACACGCUUUUACCGUGGAUUCGGUACCUACUACAUGCGCAUCGCGCCUCACGCCAUGGUGACCUUAAUUGUUGUGGAUUAUCUUGGUUGGUUGACGCAAUAAUUUGUCAGCCUCGGGUAUUGAUUUACCCCAUCUUUUGUGUUAUCUUGGAGCUCACUUAAAUAAAUGUCUAUGUGUAUCUAGGUAGAAAAAUUGACUCGGGGCGUCUAGCGGUUAUCAUGGGAAAGCAUUAUCAACGUCAUUUACGGGGAAAUGAGGAAAAUACCAUUCGUACAUAAUCA